GGUAUUUCCUGAAAAUCUUUUAUUAAAUAACCUCUAGGAUCAAACCAAUCCUGUCAAACAUAUUUGAUCAACGAAUGUCUGCAUUUUCAUUCUGUCUUUCAUACCAGGGGGGGCUCAGAGUGAAGCAGCGCCUUGGAUGGAUGGAAAGGCGGCAGUGCAGAGUGGAGAAGGGUGGGGCCGGAGCCGCGGAACCCGGAUGCUGAUGCUGCCCGAUGGAGAACAGGAAGCUCAGCUGAAUGAGGAGUGAGGGAGGCGAACGGGGAUGCAGAGAGCAAAGUAGGGCAUCCUGUCAGUGAGAACCCCCCCGAAGCCUCGCUGCAGGCGGAGGAGAUGCUGUGAUAACGUGAACCGGCCAGGAGGGAGAGGCGUAGAGUGGAAGAUGCUUGUUGUUCCUGGAAACGAGCGCUAACCCCCCCACCGCGGCUCACCGAGCAGCCCCCCGGUCCGCCGCCGCUGCUGUUCUGGGCGCCGCGCGCUCCUCCUGCUCCGCCCGGAGGCUGCCGGCUCCUUCACGCUACUCCUCUGUUUUUCAUGAUGGAGGGCUGGUAAGGGGGAGUUAGGGGUUGGGGGGAUCAAAGUGUGCACCGGAUAUUGGAAAAGCCAUUCUUCUGGCUGAUGCUGCCGCGAUCGCAGAUCACAGCCUAACGACGCCGCAUCCCCACAGACGCGCGGAUCCUGACCUUCGCGAGGCCCCGCGCCACGGUGGAACCGGAAUGAGUGCGGGACGGUGGGGGCUUUUCUGCAGGACGGGGGUCCCUGAUAUCGAUCCGAGCAUCAGCAUGGAAUCAGCGACGCCUCUCUGAGUUGGGAUAUUUGAGACUCUGCUUUUACGGAAAUCAAUCUCUGGCAAAUGUAGGCUUCCUGUCCGGAACGGGAGCAGAUUUUCUCCUCUUCAGCUGCAGCUGAAUCAACUGGCUCUAAACUGUAUAGAAGGGAGGGGGGGGCUUGAAUUCACUUUUGGGAAACCGCCCCUUAUCCAUCCCCCGGUGAGUUACGCUCUGCGUAAAAAAAGGAAAAUCAAAUGGAUGAAGACACUAAAGGAAACAGAGAAGAGGCACAAGAGUAAAAAGGACUUAGCGUGGGGGGUGGGGGGUGGGGGUCUGACCGCAUGACAAGUGUAUGGGAGUAGCCUACAGGGCCCGGCUCCACAUCACGACCAGUCCUCCGCAGCCGCCGGGGAUGCGCGGCGCCGCGUUUUUACGCGCGGAGCUGCCGUCUUGAUUCGCCUCAUUUCCAGGGAUCUGUCAUCUGUCAGGAAGAAUGAGCAGCAAAGAAGUCACGACGGGCCAGUCCAACCAGUAUGUGGGGCCCUACCGGCUGGAGAAGACCCUCGGGAAGGGGCAGACAGGGCUGGUGAAGUUGGGUGUCCACUGCAUCACGGGGCAGAAGGUGGCCAUAAAGAUCGUGAACCGGGAGAAGCUCUCCGAAUCAGUUCUCACUAAGGUGGAGAGAGAAAUAGCUAUUCUUAAACUAAUAGAGCACCCUCAUGUUCUGAAGCUGCAUGAUGUCUAUGAAAAUAACAAAUACCUUUAUCUGGUUUUGGAGCACGUGUCUGGUGGAGAACUUUUCGAUUAUCUGGUGAAGAAAGGCCGGCUGACCCCCAAAGAGGCCAGGAAAUUCUUCAGACAAAUCAUCUCCGCCCUCGACUUCUGCCACAGCCACUCCAUAUGCCACAGAGACCUGAAGCCAGAGAAUCUCCUCCUGGAUGAGAAGAACAACAUAAGGAUAGCAGAUUUUGGCAUGGCGUCGCUCCAAGUCGGGGACAGUCUUCUGGAAACCAGCUGCGGAUCUCCUCAUUAUGCCUGCCCAGAGGUCAUACGGGGGGAGAAGUAUGAUGGACGCAGAGCUGAUGUCUGGAGCUGUGGAGUCAUCCUCUUCGCGCUGCUUGUGGGCGCGUUGCCCUUUGACCACGACAACCUGCGGCAGCUCCUGGAGAAGGUGAAGAGCGGCGUUUUCCACAUGCCUCACUUCAUCCCGCCUGACUGCCAGGCUCUGCUCAAAGGGAUGAUUCAGGUCGACCCCGACAAGAGACUCUCGCUGGAGGCGAUCCAGAAGCACGCCUGGUACCUGGGGGGUCGUAACGAGCCAUGCCCAGAGCAGCCUCCCCCUCGCCUGGUGUGCGUGAAGAGGAUCUUGUCCCUGACAGAACUGGACCCAGACGUCCUGGAGAGCAUGUACUCGCUGGGGUGCUUUAGGGACCGGGUCAAACUCACACAGGAUCUCACCAGUGCGGAAGAAAACCAGGAAAAAAUGAUCUACUACCUUCUGUUGGACAGGAAGGAACGAUACCCCAGCUGUGAAGACGAGGACCUACCGCCCAGAAAUGACAUUGACCCCCCCCGGAAGCGAGUGGACUCGCCCAUGCUUACACGCCACAGUCGCUGCCGUCCAGAAAGGAAAAGUUUAGAGGUCCUCAGUGUCACUGAUCAGGGGUCUCCCACCCCGCCUCGCAAGGCCCUGGACACAAACGCACACAGUCAAAGGUCUCGCUCAGUCAGUGGAGCAUCCACAGGUCUGUCCUCCAGUCCUCUCAGCAGUCCCAGAAGUCCAGUCUUCACUUUCAGCCAAUCAGAAGUCACCUCCGCCUCUGCUCCCUCCUCCAAAGACCCCAAACCAGGAAGUGCCACCACCCCGCGGGGCGUCCAUUCCACGCCCGACUCAAAAACCCAGACUUUGCCUUCAAAGGGUCCCGCUGAACGACCCCAUCUCCAUUCCAUGAAGUCCCUCCCACUCCAAAACCCCCGCUCUCCUUCCCCCUCUCCCUCCCCCAUCCUCUCCCCCAUCCCACGCUUCUUCAACUUCCCGUCUCCGUCCCUCUUCAAGUCCAAGAACUCCUCCUCUAACUCGUCUGCCGCCCCUGUGUCGCAGGUCACGCCACAGGGCUCGCCGCUGCCCACCCCGCUGGGCACCCCUGUGCACCAAACCCAGCACCCAUCUUCCACCACCCCUCCCUCCUCUUCCUCCUCUUCCUCCAGAGUGGAUGGAGGAAGCGGGGCCUCUCUGACGCCAACCCCACCCCCCAGUCCUGGCGGCAGCGGCAGUUUGGCAGCCUCAGGCUCCGCCCACUGGAGAUCGCGGCUCAACUCUUUCAAGAAUAAUCUGCUGGGGUCCCCGCGCUUUCACCGCCGAAAGCUGCAAGUCCCCACGUCGGAGGACAUGUCCAGCUUGACUCCAGAGUCCAGUCCAGAACUGGCUAAGAGGUCCUGGUUCGGUAACUUCAUCAGCCUGGAGAAAGACGAGCAGAUCUUCGUUUUGAUCAGAGACAAGCCGCUCAGCUCCAUCAAGGCCGACAUCGUCCACGCCUUCCUGUCUAUCCCCUCCCUCAGCCACAGCGUGUUGUCUCAGAACAGUUUCCGGGCAGAGUACAAGUCGUCUGGCGGCCCGUCUGUCUUCCAGAAGCCUGUCAAAUUCCAAGUGGAAAUCGGUUUCUCUGAGGGGGAGAGAGAACGAGAGCGGGAACGAGCAGAGAGAGACCGCAGAAGAGAGAUGGGCCUCUACAGUGUCACCUUCACGCUCCUGACAGGACCCAGCCGCAGGUUCAAGCGGGUUGUGGAAACCAUUCAAGCUCAGCUCCUCAGCACCCAUGAUCAGCCCUCAGUGCAGGCACUGGCUGAUGAGAAGAACGGCCAGCUUCCCCAUCAGCCCAGCACCCCUUCACGCCAGAACUCGCGGCGUUCGGAAAGUGGGUCGGAGCGGGGAGAGGCGGAGCACGCACCUGACGGGGUGAGUAGCAGCAGCAGCGGAACCAUCCUACAACGGCGAGAGUCGGGAAAAGACAAGACCAGACUCCUUUCAGCCACCAACGGGACGCCGUCUGUCUCUUGAAAAGAAUGUUGCGGAAGAGAAGCUCGGACCUUUUCUCUUCCUCCCUCCCACCUUCGUCCUCCCGUUCCCCAGAUUCCGCCACUUCUUUCCAGCCUUGGAGUCAAUCAACUGGAGGAAAGAUGGAGAAUUUUCCCUGAUCUUACAUGGGAAUGUGAUGGACAGCCUCCAGAAAGGCUGCCUUUAGUAAAAACAUGUAUUUGUGGUGACAAGUUGAAUGGAAAUCUUGUCCAUGAAAAACUUUCUACUAUAAAAACACAUAGAGUUCACCUUUGGAAACAAACCAAGAAAGCACACAACAUUUCACCAGAUGGAUCGGCGGGAACGCUUAACUCCAUCAGAGUGGUCCCUGAGGACAGCGACCGGUGAAAAAGGCUUCGUCGGCACCAGUCUCUGCUCAUCCACCGUCUGCACCUCAUCACCUGGAAGUCUUCUGUCGGGUCUCCUCUUCAUCAAACCUGUGUCUGUAAAAGACAAAAAGCAAAGUGGACUGCCGCCAUGAACGCUCAACAGAGCUUUUACAUGGUCAUCUGAGAGGUGGAACAAAACAAAAAAAAGGAGAAGCAGUCUGCUGAUAACGCAGUCCAGUGCAUUUCAACAUAAGACAGGCCACAUUGUCAUGAAUGCAUAAAGCCCAGAAAUAUGUCUGAACUACACUGACAAAGCUAUGAUACCAUAUUGCCUUUAAAGGGGGUGGAAAGGUGGAUGCUUCCCCAAUAACGUUUGGAGGCAUGUUGGAGGAGAGGGAGGUGAAUGCAUUGGACAGAAGGCUGCAUGAUUCCUCAGAAGGUGAUGACCAGGAAAAAAGAGAUGAGUUGGCUUUAACUACAAAUGUUUUAUUUUACUUUAUUCCAACGAGCGCUGACAUUGUCACUGUAGUUUUUCUUUCCCUCCAGACUGGUUGUGCAUCUCCAACGCUUUCCUUUAGUUGAAGGCUUCAGCUGCUGGAUUUUCCACACUGAGCUGAGCGAUCAGUUAAGCCCUUGCAGUGAAAACAGUAAUCCUCUGAUGCAGAUUCUACAAAUCAGCUACGAUUGUUAGCUCUCUGUUGGCUGAUUUGAAAAAAUGUUCCUGGGUCUGCAGAGGAAACUUGGGUAAUGUUCCUACUUCUGCUUUCUGUGUUUGCGUCACUCGGUCCAAAUAGUUUGGACAGCAGCUGAAGUGUCUUCACUUAAGCUGCUGCUAACACGGAUGUGAUUCCGCUCUGGGACAACAUUUUGUCUGUUUUUACUAAAAAAAACGCGGUUUACUGAAGCUUUACAGUUAGUGUAGUGAUCAUUGACUGUAGAACUGGACUGAGUGACUCCUCCCCAAACAGGAAGUACCCACCAAAAUCCCAUAGACUUCUAUAGAGAAAUAAACAGCUGUCACUCUGUCAUUCCAUUGGUCAGAAGGAUCAUUCUUGCUCUUUUUUAAAACAUUCUUGAUAAUCCUCAUUUCUUCUCAUGAUAUUUUUUCUUUAUAAUAAGUUAUUCAAGUUAUAAACUGGCCAAUCAGAUGCCUCAUGUAGAGUAUGCAGCCUCACAUCCAAUGUUCAAAGCUUUUGAUUGAAAAAUAAACCCGAACCUGGGGUUAUUGCCUUCCAACUCCCCUGAUUGCUGAGAUUGGUUGCUAUAGAAACGAUGGAUCAGACCAAAUCGGACCGAUUUCUGCUCACUGACGGCGUCUGGUUCCAUCCUGGCGACGUCCAUGCCGCGCUAAAAAUGCCAUGGGAACUAUUGACUUCAUUUGGUUGGAACCAAAUUGGUGAUGUUACCGUCGCUCAGUCCAGGUCUCAUUUACAGUCCACGUCAUGCAGCUGGUUUGAGAGGCUAGGGGGAUGAUUAAAGAGCGUUCAGAAAAUGCCCAUCAUGAAUCAGAACAAUGGUCCGACUUCUGACCACGAAUGAUCAGAGGUCGGACCCGUCCCAGCUCUUUAAAUCAAAGGAGUCCCGUCAGGCAGCAGCACGGUGCCGCUCUGCAUACUUUUUACAGCAAUUUAUUGCAAAACAGUUCAGAGAAAUUCCACUUGUCAAGUUGGAAUUAACAUUUUAAGGCUUUCUAAACACUGAUGAACAGAGUUCUGCCCGUAAAACUCUGUUGGAAUUCCUGUUCCUAACACAGAUUCAGCUAUUUUUUUGGUUGAAUUAACUCAUGAAUGUCUGGAUUACGUUGUCAGAGUUGUCGGCAGACUGAAUCAUCUCCUUUGUCCUGUUGGCUUAAGGGGAUAAAAAAAUGAAACUGUUGAGCUCCUCUUCUCAGAAAUUAGGUUCAAAGCACAAAUCAACCAUCUCUUGAUUUGACCCUUGGUUAAUUAGCUAACAAAUGCACUUUAAAAAUCUGUUAUGCAACCUGAACCCAAACUAAAACGGCUUCCGUCUUUUAUGGAAUAAGCCUGAACAAAGUGCUACAGGAAACUGUAAACUGAAUCGGAGUCUCCUGGAUGAAUGUUAGCAGAGUGAACGUGUUUAUUUCCCUUGUUGGAACAGUUCUGAUCAGGUGAGAUUGGAUUACAGCUGUUUUUAUUGCUGAGCGAAGCUGCUUUUACCUCAGAAUUCUGUAUCUUCUUUGCCACAAACCCAACUUUUAUGUCUGUGGUCUUGUCCUUAGUUACAAACACAUUCAUCACAGCACAAACAAGAGAAGCUACAGAAUUUGGGAUCAUCAAAAGACAAAAGCUUUCUUUUUUCUUUUACUUUGACCUGAAAUAAAUGGCACCAAUCUGCAUAGUGCUGCAAAUAGUGCUCACAAAGUUGACUCCUCUGCUGCUUAAGUUCGAGUUCGACUGGUCCAGAUUAUAAUUUGGCAAGCAUUCAUUCUUGUUCCUCCUUGUUAAUGCUGUCUCCUUAAAUGUGAUUCAAAGCCACAAACAGGACCAGUGAUACGUUUUCUCGUGUUCUUUUAUUUAAAAACGUAAAGAGCUCAUAUUUAUUGUUUUUUGUGAAUAUUGUGAAAGGAGCAGAAACCAAACCUCCAUUCAGCCUCACACACAGCUAAAGGCCUCAUUAUUUAGCUCAUGUUGACAUGAAAAUUGUUUUUAUUUUUCUUUGCAAAGAAGGAGUAAAGGCAGAAGCUCUGGAUGUUAAAGCAAAUGCAGGUCAGACAGGAGUCAUGAAUGUUCAACUGGGGUUUGAGGGGUUUCCAUCCAUCACUAGGCCAUUUUCUCUGUACUGGAACGAAGGCUUGGAGGAUUCCUGCCUGCAUGCAAGAGGGAGAAAAGUCAAAACAUGAUGUUUUUCCUCAUGACGGGAACAGAAAAGGCUGCUUCUGUCCGCAUCCACUCGGCACCAAGUAAAAAACGGAGAAGCUGCCUCUACAAAUCAAAAUGUUCCGUUUUUAGUCUUCAUUCAUCCUGUCUGUGUUCUGCUCGGGUUCUGUUUUUCGUCACCAGAACAGUGGUCUGUUUAGAACUCUGGUUCUGACCAGCUGGAUUGGUCGGGUCUGCUGUAAAGUGCUGAUCCAAACUGAGCUGAGGCAGAUUCAGACUUUUUCUUUUAAAUCUUCUAUUCACCAGAACUUCCUUCUGUCCUGUUCUUGUUCAACUAGAACUUGUCCUGAAUGUAAAAUGGACACGAGGACGAGAGAAAAAACCCAAAAUGUUUUGUCUUUUUGUGCAGUUUAGCUCUCAAAUGUCCACUUGAAGACAUUUAGGGGAUGGAAACUCGUGUCUCUAACAGUUUAGACCCACCGUUUGUGUCUCUGCAGACGUUAGGUCAGCAUUUGGGCUUCUCACCUCAGAUCAAAAUUCAGAUUAGCGUGGGCUCUGUUCACGUCCUCCACUGGACCGAAUGUCGUGGAAUGUCACAAGCAUGCUUGAUCCACAUCCAGCCAGCAUUUUAAUCUUCUGUGUUCAUCCACAACCAACAGCCGCUCCCAUCUGUUCAUCCAGUCAAAUGGGCGCUUAUGCAGAAGAGGGAUUGCCACAGAUUUUCUCAAAGUCUCAGCCUUCGCUGCUCUGCAGGAUUCUAAAAACACAACGAAAUGGCAAAACCACUACAUUUACUGGGAGGACUUUGUGUGCUUGAGUGUAAAACAACUGGUUAUAAAAGGUUUAGCAUGGAGCUUUGUUUUUCUGAUUAUGCAGAAAAAACAGGAAGUUUUCAAAACUCAUUCUUGGGAUCAUGCUGGAUACAAGAAAAUGUGCAGACUUUGAUUGAAAUUGAAGCCCCCCUCUUUGCACUUUACCGUAUUCAGCUAAACUGAGAACAAUGUCAGAGUCGUCCCUUCAUGAACAUUCAUCACAAAAAAAACCCAUCCUGCCGUGGCUUUUCUUCAAAGGAGGUCUGAUCCGUCCUUCAGAAUGUUCUGUUGAUGUUCGCUCUGUUUUGGAAGUUUUCUUUUCACUUUUUGUUGCACCUUUUGUGCUGUAAUGGUCGAUGUAAAAAUGACAAACGCUGUUUGCUCUCUUCCUGCCCGCCACGGGCAGACGAGUGCCGUCAAAGGCUGCGGCCUUGCAGUACAAAGUCAUCAGAGGACAAGGGAUUUUCUUUUUCUUUUCAUCUGUUCUUUAAGGGUGGGCUCAAUCUUCUCACAUGAAAUGUCCGACGGGGAAAAAGAUCAAACAAAGAAGGAGGUAAAUAUUUUCCACCCCAGUCCAUUUCACCUCUUUGUAUUUCCAUCCUUAACCCAAAUGCACAUAUUCUACCCCUUAUAUAAUCACCUGACUUGUAUUCCUUUCCCACACUGCAUACCUCCAUGCAGAUGCUGUAUACGUUUGCAUACGCGGUGUACCUCUCUCUGUCUCCAUUGUAUGCCAUUCAUAUCUAUGUAGCGCUCACUCUUUUAUUGAAACUGUAGUCACCAUUAGAGUUCUUCUAUUGCUCAUUUUCUGCAGUUAUAACGGUACAGGUGUAAUCUCUACUGCCCAUUUACCCCCCCCCCCCCUCCCCUCCCCUUAUUCAUCCUCACCCCUUCCACACAUGCCUCCCCUCUCCUGCUUUUCACAGAGACGUUUUCAUGUUUAAAAAGGGGGGAGGGAGGGGGGAGAAGCAGCUCAAGUGACUGUACUAUAACUCCUACAAAGGAAAAGUGCGCUAUGAUUAUUAUUGCCUGUAAGAAAUACCGAACAAUAAAGAAAAAAUGGAAAGAA
Molecule: messenger RNA, 8890 nt
Organism: Oryzias latipes (Japanese medaka)
Lineage: Eukaryota; Metazoa; Chordata; Actinopteri; Beloniformes; Adrianichthyidae
Source: RefSeq, a predicted model, not a curated record